UAGCCUCCCAUGCAGGGAAGCGCCGAGGGCUCCUCCUGGAGCGGGCCGCUCGGCUCCUCUUUCCUUGCCCGCCCUGGUCCUCCUUAGCAAGGCUUGCCCGACGAACCGGCGCUCCCGCCCAGCACGUGGCCUCCGGGCUGCUUCUGGGCUGGGCGGCCAUUAGCCGGCCACGAAUUCCUUGGGAAAGUGGGCCAAAAUCGGCUGAAACCGAGAAGAAGCGACCCGUAACUCUCCUGCCCUGGCGGGCCGGGCCGGGAAGGGGGGCUGCGAGGCAGCGCCCGAGUCUCCGGGGGUCCCGGCGGCGCCCACCACGCCCCGCGGAGGACCGGCGGGCUGGUGGUUCCGUUUGCUGGGCUGAGCUCGGGGGGAAGGGGCGUUGCUGCGGCUGGAGGCUCGUAGGAGAGAAGGCUGAAGACAGCGGAGGGCCCCAGGCGGCUGUCCCGGUUCUGCCUGGACCGUGCCAGGAGGAUGCCAUUGCCCGCUGCACCUUUGACCCGAGGAGGACGGUGGCUGCUGCUGCUGGCUGCGUAGGAGCCGCCUGGCCAGCGAAAGCCAUGGAGCCUCAGUGCCACCCCGGUCAGGAGCAGCUGUAGCUGGGCAAAGUCUGCUGGGUGUGCCAGGCCGUUGCUCUGAUGGGGCUUUCUGCCCACCAGCUUCCCGCAAGGAGCCAGCCGUGGCCGGAGCCAAGAGACUGGUGUGCACCUCCACACCCCCACGCUGGGCCGGUUUGGGAGUAGCUGCCUGGGGGCCGGUUCCAGGGAUCUUCUGACCCAGAGAAAGAAGGGGGUCUCCUCUGCAUCGGUCUGACCCAGUCGAUGCCCACCUGCCUGCCCAGAAGGACGUGGAUUGCUGGGUGUUGGGCCUCCGUGUGAGCCUCCUGCUCAUCAGCCUGGGAAGUGGAGCUGCUCCGGACGGUCACCAGCCCUGCCUCCCAUGGAUGACUGACUCACAGCCCCGGCUGGUGGCUCCCCUUUCCCCCCCCAAGGAUGCCUGCGGGCCGCCUCCCUGCUCCCAGGACUCUGCAGUGAUGGUGCCCCAUCGCCCCCCUGGAAGUGGGCUCCUGCUGCUGCUGCUGUUGCUGCUGUGCCUUCUGGGUGGCCCAGACCGUCUGCCCGCAGCCCAGUCUCUGCCGGGGGCAUCCGGGGGGCCCAGCCCGGGGGCACCUGGGGAUGGCAGUCUGCCCGGCGCUGGGCGGGUGAAGCGUGGCUGGGUCUGGAACCAGUUCUUUGUGGUGGAGGAGUACACAGGCACAGAGCCACUGUACGUGGGGAAGAUUCACUCGGACUCCGACGAGGGGGACGGCUCCAUCAAGUACACCAUCUCCGGGGAGGGGGCCGGCACCAUCUUCCUGAUCGAUGAGCUGACGGGGGACAUUCACGCCACGGAGCGCCUGGAUCGCGAGCGGAAAACCUUCUACACGCUGCGGGCUCAGGCGCGGGACCGCCAGACCAACCGGCUGCUGGAGCCCGAGUCGGAAUUUGUCAUCAAGGUGCAGGACAUCAAUGACAGUGAACCUCGGUUCCUGGGGGGGCCCUACAUCGGGAGCGUGGCCGAGCUCUCCCCCAUUGGGACCUCGGUGAUGCAGGUCAUGGCCUCCGAUGCGGACGACCCCAGCUACGGGAGCAGCGCUCGGGUGGUCUACAGCGUCCUGGAGGGGGAGCGCCACUUCACCGUGGACAGCAAGACCGGUGUGGUUCGGACGGCCGUGGCCAACCUGGACCGGGAGACCCAGGACCGCUACGAGGUGGUAGUCCAGGCCACGGAUAUGGCGGGGCAGCUGGGGGGCCUCUCGGGCUCCACGACCGUCACCAUCAUCAUCACUGACGUCAAUGACAACCCUCCUCGCUUCCCCCAAAAGAUGUACCAGUUCAGCAUGGUGGAAACAGCCCCCGUGGGCACCCUGGUCGGGCGAGUGAGGGCAGAGGAUGCCGAUGUUGGGGAGAACACAGACAUGGCCUACCAGAUCAAGGAGGAGGAGGAGGGGGCCCUGGGACCCUUCCGUGUGGCCACAGACAGCAACACGCAGGAAGCCCUGGUCUUCUUGCAGCAGCCGCUGAACUUCGAGGCCCAGGCCGUGCACACCGUGGUCUUGGAGGCGCUGAAUAAGUUUGCGGACCCCCGCUUUAUGGACCUGGAUACCUUCCGGGACCAGACCAUCGUGCUGGUCUCUGUGCUGGAUGCGGACGAGCCCCCUGAGUUCCGGCCUCCCAGCGGCCGGGUGGAGGUGCAGGAAGACGCGCUGGUGGGCUCCCUGGUGGGGGUGGUCACCGCAGUGGACCCUGAUGUGGCCAGCAGACCCAUUCGGUACGCCCUCGAGCGCCCCGAGGACACAGAGCAGAUUUUUGAUAUCGACGCCAAGACUGGAGCCAUCCUGACCAGGCAGGCCUUGGACCGAGAGACGGCCGGCUGGCACAACAUCACCGUCUUGGCCAUGGAGGCUGACAAUCCUACUCAAGUGUCCAGGACGGUGCUCAGAAUUCGCAUCCUGGACGUCAAUGACAAUCCGCCUGAACUGGCCAUGCCCUACGAAGCUGCCGUCUGCGAGGAUGCCAAGCCAGGAGAGCUGAUCCAGACCAUCAGUGUCGUGGACCGGGACGAGCCGCCGAGCGGCCAUCGCUUCUACUUCAGGCUGGCCCCCGAGGCCCCCGGCAGCCGCCAUUUCUCCUUGCUGGGCAUCACAGAUGACACGGCUGGCCUGCACACUCAGCACCUGGGCUUCAAUCGCCAGGAACAGGACCUGUUUCUGCUACCCAUCCUGGUGGUGGACGGUGGCCCCCCAACCCUCAGCAGCACCGGCACCCUCACCGUCCGAAUUUGCGGCUGCGACGACACCGGCACCAUCCAGUCGUGCAACACCACUGCCUUUGUGGUGUCCCCUUCACUCAGCCCUGGCGCCCUCAUCGCCUUGCUGGUCUGCCUCCUCAUCCUAGUGGUGCUGGUCCUCCUGAUCCUGGCCCUGAAGCGGCAUCAGAAGGGGCACCUGCCCUCCGAGGAGGACGAGGACAUGCGCGACAACGUCAUCAAGUACAACGAUGAGGGUGGGGGCGAGCAGGACACUCAGGCCUACGACAUGUCGGCCCUGCGCAGCCUCUACGAGUUCGGCGAGACCAAGGGGGGGGACGAGAAGGGGGCGCCCCCGCCGCCCUCGGAACGGCAUUCCCUGCCCCAGUGGCGCCAGGCGCCAGACCUGGACUUCUCCCUCUUCAGAGACUACAUCAGCCGCAAAGUGGGGCAGGCGGACGGUGACCCCUCGGUGCCCCCCUACGACUCCUUCCAGACCUACGCCUUCGAGGGGGCCGACUCCCCGCUGGCCUCCCUCAGCUCCAUCGCCUCCCGCUCGACCGGCUCUGAGCAGGACUUCUCCUAUCUCGGCGGCUGGGGCCCCCGCUUCCGGCAGCUGGCCGCACUCUACGCUGGGCCCCAAGCUGAGGGGGGCAGCUGGGAGACCUAGGCCCGGCCCAGCCAGGGGACGCAAUGCCACCGGAGCAGCGCUCCUCGGGGCCCCACAAGUCCCCCCACGGGCCCUCGCCCUCCUCCAGGGGGCUGCCCAGGGACCUUGGGGUCUUGGUGGGAGGGGGGUGGCCUGACCACCAGCACAGCCCCUCGAAGCCCCCUCCUCCGCCACUAUUAAGGCUGUCCCCCUCCCUGGAGGAAGGACCAGUGCCAGGUAGCUCCUCUGGCAAAUUAUCAUUUAAAUGGAUCUGUGU
Messenger RNA from Crotalus tigris (Tiger rattlesnake), 3707 nucleotides. It is a transcript of the gene CDH22, whose product is annotated as cadherin 22. Bases 938 to 3451 code for a protein of 837 amino acids. The record is from RefSeq and is a predicted model, not a curated record. Gene Ontology annotation, biological process: multicellular organism development; calcium-dependent cell-cell adhesion; adherens junction organization. Gene Ontology annotation, cellular component: plasma membrane; catenin complex; adherens junction. Gene Ontology annotation, molecular function: calcium ion binding; cadherin binding. The transcript has 12 exons. Lineage: Eukaryota; Metazoa; Chordata; Lepidosauria; Squamata; Viperidae.